GUGCUAACGAGUCAACGAUCUGUAAAGCGCGAAGCCCUAAGUGGCCCAACGAGACAAACAGAAGUUAAGCUCUGUUAUGGAGAAACACUCUUGAAAUCGAAGCUUUCUUCUCCGACUCCGAUCCAAUCCAAUCUCAGCUGCUAAUGGAGGACGCCUAUGCUAGAUCUGUAACUGAAGUCUUAGAUUUCUUCGGUGUGGAACCGACCAAAGGCCUCACCGACGUUCAGGUCGCUCAACAUGCCAGAGAUUACGGCAGAAACGUUCUGCCGGAAGAGAGAAGAGUUCCAUUCUUGAAAUUGGUAUUGAAACAGUUUGAUGAUUUACUUGUUAAGAUUCUAAUUGUUGCAGCAAUUGUUUCAUUCGUUUUGGCUUUGAUUAAUGGAGAAACCGGUUUAACUGCAUUUCUAGAGCCUUCUGUUAUUCUGAUGAUUUUGGCUGCAAAUGCCACAGUAGGAGUAAUUACAGAAACAAAUGCCGAAAAGGCUCUUGUUGAAUUACGUGCAUAUCAAGCUGAUGUUGCGACUGUGCUUCGAAACGGUUGCUUCUCUAUAAUUCCAGCUACAGAGCUUGUUCCGGGAGAUGUAGUUGAAAUUUCUGUGGGUUGCAAAAUUCCAGCUGAUAUGAGAAUGAUAGAGAUGCUUAGUAAUGAAUUACGUGUUGAUCAGGCGAUUCUAACUGGUGAGAGUUGUUCUGUAGAGAAAGAACUCGAGUCGGCGAUUACAACGAAGGCUGUGUAUCAAGACAAGACUAAUAUUCUUUUCUCGGGUACUGUUGUGGUUUGUGGGAGGGCUAGAGCUGUUGUUGUAGGUGUUGGUACUAACACUGCCAUGGGUAGCAUAAGGGAUUCGAUGCUUCAAACGGAAGAUGAAGCAACGCCAUUGAAGAAGAAGCUGGAUGAGUUUGGUACUUUUCUUGCAAAAGUUAUUGCUGGGAUUUGUGUAUUGGUUUGGAUUGUAAACAUUGGUCACUUUCGUGACCCUUCUCACGGUGGGUUCUUGCAAGGAGCAAUUCAUUACUUCAAGAUUGCAGUUGCGCUUGCUGUUGCAGCUAUCCCCGAAGGGCUUCCGGCUGUUGUAACGACGUGUUUGGCUCUAGGGACAAAGCGAAUGGCGCGAUUGAACGCCAUUGUUAGGUCUUUGCCAUCUGUUGAGACCUUGGGCUGUACUACUGUGAUUUGUAGUGAUAAAACGGGUACUCUGACAACCAAUAUGAUGUCUGUAUCGAAGGUUUGUGUUGUUCAGUCUGUGAAUCGUGGCCCUCUUAUUGAUGAAUACAGUGUUAGUGGGACAACUUACGCACCCCAAGGAACUAUCUUUGACAGUAAUGGCACGCCAAUUGACCUUCCAGCUCAGUUGCCUUGCCUUCUUCACUUAGCAAUGUGUUCAGCUCUUUGCAAUGAUUCCAUCUUACAGUAUAAUCCAGACAAAGGGAACUAUGAAAAAAUUGGGGAGUCAACUGAAGUGGCUCUUCGUGUACUGGCGGAGAAGGUUGGUCUUCCGGGCUAUGACUCCAUGCCUUCUUCUCUGAAUAUGUUGAGCAAGCAUGAGCGUGCAUCAUACUGCAAUCACUAUUGGGAGGAUCAGUUGAAAAAGAUCUCCGUGGUAGAAUUUACUCGAGAUAGGAAAAUGAUGAGUGUUCUUUGUAGCCGAAAUCAACUGCAAAUUAUGUUUUUGAAAGGUGCUCCUGAGAGUAUCAUUUCUAGGUGCACAAGUGUUCUGUGCAAUGAGGAUGGUUCUACUGCUCCUCUUACUGCUAGUACCAGAGCCGAGCUGGAAUUGAGGUUGCAGAGUUUUGCUGGAAAGGAAACAUUAAGAUGCUUGGCUAUGGCCUUGAAGAUGAUGCCUGUUGGUCAACAGACUCUCUCCUAUGAUGAUGAGAGGGACCUCACAUUUAUUGGGUUGGUUGGUAUGCUUGAUCCACCAAGAGAAGAAGUGAGAAAUGCUAUGCUUUCUUGUAUGAAUGCUGGCAUACGUGUUAUUGUUGUCACAGGGGAUAACAAGUCAACAGCUGAAUCACUUUACCGCAAGAUUGGAGCUUUUGACGACAUGGUAGACUUUGCUGGACGCUCUUACACUGCUUCUGAGUUUGAAGAAUUACCGCCGUUGCAGCAAACUAUGGCAUUGCAACGUAUGGCACUCUUCACUAGGGUUGAACCUUCUCAUAAAAAGAUGCUGGUUGAGGCCUUACAACACCAGAAUGAAGUAGUUGCAAUGACUGGUGAUGGCGUCAACGAUGCACCCGCACUAAAAAAGGCUGAUAUUGGAAUUGCGAUGGGUUCUGGAACUGCUGUGGCAAAGAGUGCUUCAGAUAUGGUUUUGGCUGAUGACAAUUUUGCUACAAUUGUUGCGGCUGUUGCUGAAGGAAGAGCUAUAUACAACAACACAAAGCAAUUCAUUAGGUACAUGAUCUCUUCUAAUAUUGGUGAAGUGGUCUGUAUUUUUGUGGCUGCUGUACUUGGAAUACCUGAUACACUUGCCCCUGUACAACUGCUAUGGGUUAACUUAGUCACUGAUGGAUUGCCUGCUACUGCUAUUGGCUUCAACAAGCAAGAUUCUGAUGUAAUGAAGGCUAAACCGCGCAAAGUGAAUGAAGCAGUAGUCACUGGAUGGUUGUUCUUUCGUUACAUGGUAAUUGGAGCUUAUGUUGGCCUUGCCACAAUUGCAGGAUUUAUAUGGUGGUUUUUGUACUCCGAAAACGGUCCUAAACUUCCAUACAGCGAGCUCAUGAACUUCGACUCAUGUUCAACAAGGGAGACAUACUACCCAUGUAGUAUUUUCGACGACAGGCAUCCAUCAACCGUGUCCAUGACUGUACUUGUUGUUGUUGAAAUGUUCAAUGCAUUGAAUAAUCUAAGCGAAAACCAAUCACUGCUUGUCAUCCCACCUUGGAGUAAUUUGUGGCUUCUUGGUUCAAUCAUCCUAACCAUGCUCCUUCACAUACUGAUUUUGUAUGUGCACCCACUCUCAAUUCUUUUCUCUGUGACACCAUUGUCUUGGUCUGAUUGGGCUGCAGUCCUAUACCUUUCUUUUCCGGUCAUAAUCAUCGAUGAGGUGCUAAAGUUCUUCUCAAGAAAGUCCAGCAGUGGUGUGAGAUUAGCUUUUAGAUUCAGAAGGCCUGAUUUACUUCCAAAAAGGGAAGUUCGUGAUAAGUAGUGGUAAUCAAUGGAGCUGUGACUCACCCAAAUUUAUCUCACUUCCAUAUUCUGCAACAAUAGAAACUCAGGCUGUGGUUUAUGAAGAUCUAAAGUCAGAAAAGAUGAUGAAAGUUCCUAUAUGUGACAAUUUUGUUGUGAUGUUAUAAAUUUCUAACUUCUUUUUAAAGCAAAUAAAUUUCUACUUAUUUAUUGAUGUAAUUAUAUAAAAUAUAAUAGAUUCUAUUUUUUAUUUUA
Molecule: messenger RNA, 3388 nt
Organism: Cannabis sativa
Lineage: Eukaryota; Viridiplantae; Streptophyta; Magnoliopsida; Rosales; Cannabaceae
Product: calcium-transporting ATPase 3, endoplasmic reticulum-type
Exons: 2
Coding region: 144-3152 (1002 amino acids)
Biological process (GO): intracellular calcium ion homeostasis; calcium ion transmembrane transport
Cellular component (GO): membrane
Molecular function (GO): ATP hydrolysis activity; ATP binding; P-type calcium transporter activity
Source: RefSeq, a predicted model, not a curated record